ACCGCGCGUAUCCCAUAAGGACAUCCGUGGAAUCCACGCGGAAUCAAUGUGGAAUCGACGUGGAUGUAACGUAGAUAUCUUUGAGGGGUAGCGAGCAAGUUUUUAAAUUUGUUGGAGAAAAAGGUCGCGCAUUGAUAAGGAGAUCUCGGCGCGACUCGCUUCCACGUGCCCGCCAUGUGGCGACUCAUUCACGGGUGCCAUGCGCGUGACGUCCCCGCGCUGCAUAAUAUUUCGACGAAAGCGCGAUGUGUCAAAGUGCAUUGCGCGAGCGCGAAGUUGACGGCUUUGGAAUCUUCUGGAUUCUAGAUUCUAUUCCAACGCCCCACAGUGUUGCGAAACGUCGAAAAAGUGGACAUAAAUCAGAUUUUCGUAUUGUAGACUCCAUUUAUUUCAGAAUCGUCUGUCACGGGCGAGAGGGCCGGGAGCUCCCGGUGGAGACAGCGAACACACCGUCCCGAGACGGAAGUUGGGAGUCCGGUGCCCGCGACUUUCACGGGAGAGACAGUGUACGCACUACCUCGGUCUUGCUGGACGGAAGGAUGUCGAGUCGGCUGCGUAUUCACAGCAGAGACGGCGUACGUACCGACGCGGUCCCUCGACCUGCGGAUCGGGAUCCGGAGCAGUUUGUGAUCUUGCGAUCCGGCUGACUACGGUGGAAUCGGUGCUGUUCUCGCGGCGGAGCGGUUUUUUAUACCGCCUCGCUGCCGUUUUUCCGACAAUUGUUGCUGUCAUCGCGUACACGUGUUGGAUGUGUGCGCCGCGCGUGAGAAUCGUUUAUUGGCGCUGAGCGCCGUUUUGCGGCCGACGGAUGGUCGGUCGGCCGCAGUGUUCGCCGGGGGGAAUGCAUCGUUACAAUAUUAUUCUAUGACAAUAAGCGCAGUAAUUAUUACCUUGUAGAUUUCGGCAAUAUACGUACACAUAACGACUAACUAUAGGCUACUUUGAAAUGAACAAAAAAAUAUUUGCAUUUAAUCAUUUAGUCUAAGCAUUUUCCACUAAGAUCAAAUUAACUUAUGGUUAAUUAGUACUAAUAAUAUUUAUAUUAUACAGAUUUCAUCGAGUGCGAAUUAAUUACUCAAUAUUGUGUCGAGAGCGGUGCUUUGGUUGAGCUCGCCGGAUUGCCGGGUUCGGUAGGAAAGAGAUAUACGAGGUCUGUCCAAAAAGUAUUGCGAAUUUUGAAUUUCCGCGGGUUACGUAUAUUCGAUUU
Molecule: messenger RNA, 1207 nt
Organism: Dinoponera quadriceps
Lineage: Eukaryota; Metazoa; Arthropoda; Insecta; Hymenoptera; Formicidae
Exons: 2
Coding region: 246-647 (133 amino acids)
Source: RefSeq, a predicted model, not a curated record